Molecule: messenger RNA, 3091 nt
Organism: Xiphias gladius (swordfish)
Lineage: Eukaryota; Metazoa; Chordata; Actinopteri; Istiophoriformes; Xiphiidae
Product: dynamin-2-like
Exons: 21
Coding region: 280-2889 (869 amino acids)
Cellular component (GO): cytoplasm; membrane; microtubule
Molecular function (GO): GTPase activity; GTP binding; microtubule binding
Source: RefSeq, a predicted model, not a curated record
GGUGUCGCCUGACCGGAUGAUGACAGAAGUUUUUGGUCAAAUGUGGCUACUUUCAUCAUGCAGUCGCCCAGGUCCUAACCUCGCCGGGGCUCUGGCCGCUCUCAGGAGUCCUGACUCGUCACCUCUUUGCGUCGUAAGGAAAUAAACCCCCAGAGACGGUGACAGACCACAGUGCCAUCUGGGAAGUUUCUGGUGUGCUGACGGAGCGACCCUUGGCUCGCGCUCUUUGACCGGGGGGAAGAGCAGGAUAGAGCCCGCUGGGCUGACCGACGUGUCGCGAUGGGAAACCGGGGGAUGGAAGACCUCAUUCCCCUCAUUAACAAGCUCCAGGACGCCUUCAGCUCCAUCGGCCAGAGCUGCAACUUGGACCUGCCGCAGAUAGCGGUCGUCGGCGGCCAGAGCGCCGGGAAGAGCUCCGUGCUGGAGAAUUUCGUUGGGAGGGACUUUUUGCCUAGGGGAUCUGGUAUUGUCACCCGUCGUCCUCUCAUCCUCCAGCUGGUUAACAGUAAAGCAGAGUAUGCAGAGUUCCUGCACUGCAAGGGCCGCAAGUUUGUGGACUUUGAGGAAGUUCGUCUGGAGAUUGAAGCAGAGACCGACCGUCUCACUGGAUCCAACAAGGGCAUCUCCCCCAUCCCCAUCAACCUUCGUGUCUACUCCCCGAAUGUGCUGAAUCUGACCCUGAUCGACCUGCCGGGGAUGACCAAAGUGGCCGUAGGAGACCAGCCUCAGGACAUCGAGCACCAGAUCAGAGACAUGCUGCUGCAGUUCAUCACCAAGGAGAGCUGUCUGAUCCUUGCCGUCACCCCCGCCAACAUGGACCUGGCCAAUUCUGACGCCCUCAAAAUAGCCAAGGAGGUGGACCCUCAGGGCUUGCGGACUAUUGGUGUGAUCACCAAGCUGGACCUGAUGGACGAGGGGACGGAUGCAAGGGACAUCCUGGAAAACAAACUACUGCCACUGCGCAGAGGUUACAUCGGGGUGGUGAACCGCAGUCAAAAGGACAUUGACGGGAAGAAAGACAUCCGUGCUGCUCUGGCUGCUGAGAGGAAGUUCUUCCUGUCCCAUCCUGCAUACAGACACAUUGCAGAACGCAUGGGCACACCACACCUGCAGAAGACCCUCAAUCAGCAACUUACCAACCACAUCCGCGACACGUUGCCAGGGUUACGCAGCAAGCUGCAAAGCCAGCUGUUAUCGCUGGAGAAAGAGGUGGAGGAGUACAAGAACUUCCGCCCUGACGACCCUACACGCAAGACCAAGGCCUUACUUCAGAUGGUGCAGCAGUUUGGUGUUGACUUUGAGAAGUGCAUCGAGGGGUCUGGAGAUCAGGUGGACACCUCCAACUUGUCAGGUGGAGCCAAGAUCAACCGCAUCUUUCACGAGCGCUUUCCUUUCGAGCUGGUGAAGAUGGAGUUUGACGAGAAGGAGCUGAGGAAAGAGAUCAGCUAUGCCAUCAAGAACAUCCAUGGAGUCAGGACAGGCCUGUUCACCCCAGACCUGGCGUUUGAGGCCAUAGUGAAAAAGCAGGUCAUUAAGCUGAAAGAGCCCUGUCUGAAAUGCAUCGACCUGGUCAUCCAGGAGCUCAUCAACACAGUCAGACAGUGCACCAAUAAGCUGGGCUCAUACCCUCGACUGAGAGAAGAGACAGAGAGAAUUGUUACCACCUACAUCAGAGAGCGAGACAGCAAGACCAAAGACCAGGUGCUGCUGUUGAUUGACAUUGAGCUCUCGUACAUCAACACUAACCAUGAGGACUUCAUUGGAUUUGCCAAUGCCCAGCAAAGGACUGCUGCUAACGCUACCAAGAAGAGAGUCAUGCCCAAUCAGGGAGAGAUUCUUGUGAUCCGCAGAGGCUGGCUCACCAUCAACAUCAGUAUCAUGAAGGGAGGAUCCAAGGACUACUGGUUUGUCCUGACUGCUGAGUCUCUCUCCUGGUAUAAAGAUGAGGAGGAGAAAGAGAAGAAGUACAUGCUGCCUCUGGACAACCUGAAGCUGAGAGAUGUGGAGAAAGGAUUCAUGUCCAGCAAACACGUCUUUGCCAUCUUCAACACUGAACAGAGGAAUGUGUACAAAGACCUGCGUCAGAUUGAGCUUGCUUGUGACACUCAGGAGGAUGUCGACAGCUGGAAGGCUUCGUUCCUCAGAGCUGGUGUUUACCCAGAGAAAGACCAGGCUGAGAACGAAGAUGCGAUGAUUCCUAGCGACACGGUGUCCAUGGAUCCUCAGCUGGAACGGCAGGUGGAGACCAUCCGCAACCUCGUGGACUCCUACAUCAGCAUUGUCAACAAGUCCAUCCGAGACCUCAUGCCCAAGACCAUCAUGCACCUCAUGAUCAACAGUGCGAAGGACUUCAUCCACUCUGAGCUGCUGGCCUACCUGUACUCAGCAGGAGACCAGGGCAGUUUGAUGGAGGAGUCAGCAGAGCAGGCUCAGAGGAGAGAUGAGAUGCUGAAGAUGUACCACGCUCUGAAAGAGGCCCUCGUCAUCAUUGGAGACAUCAGCACCACCACUAUUUCUACCCCAGUGCCUCCACCAGUAGAUGACACCUGGAUGGCCAAGGACCCAAGUCCUCCUCCAGCAUCCCGCCCUGCCUCAGCAACAGCGCUCCCUCCGAGCCGACCCCCAGGAGUGAGGGGGCCCACCCAGGGUCCUCCGCUCCCCCUCAACCCCUCGCCAGCAAUCGGAGCACCGCCCGUGCCUACGCGACCUGGCCCUCCACCGGGGCAGACGGCUUACAUUGGCGAGCCCAACUCUGCUGCUGUGCCUCUUGUCCCAUCAAGGCCAGCCCGUGUGCCUCCUGCACUGCCCCCAGGGAUUCCCAGAAGACCCCCGGCUGCUCCCAACCGACCCACUGUCAUACGUCCUUCAGAGCCCUCCCUGCUUGACUAGAAACACAAAUCCAUACGCAAACACUUUUCUUUUUAUUUACACUUAUAUAUUUCUCUUGAGCAGAGAUAGUCAUUAAAUGUUUUUCAUGUAUAUUCCUAUAACUACAAGCUUUGUCCUACUGUUACUGAUAAUCUGAUGCUGUUUCAGUCUGUGCAUUUCAGAAGCAUUAUGUAUGUAAUUUUGACUUUUCGUGUAGGUAGCU